Molecule: messenger RNA, 1437 nt
Organism: Vitis vinifera (wine grape)
Lineage: Eukaryota; Viridiplantae; Streptophyta; Magnoliopsida; Vitales; Vitaceae
Product: UPF0481 protein At3g47200-like
Exons: 1
Coding region: 1-1437 (478 amino acids)
Source: RefSeq, a predicted model, not a curated record
AUGGAAGAGCAGCAAGAAAGGAGGAACGUUGAAGAGAAAGAAGGCGACCAACCAAGCAGGAACAGUGGCCAAACUGGCCCUGAGCCUAAAGAGCAUCGUACUAGCAUUGUUGAAAUGAGUGACAAGGUGAUGAAAAAUUGGAUUCAGUCCCUUCAAAAAGCAAAAGAAAGGACUCAAUCUCAAACUCAAUGGCCAAGGAUACCAAGGGUUCCUCAGAUACUGAGGUGGACCCAGGAUUUCAACAAAUUCUACGAACCGAGGGUAAUUUCAUUCGGCCCUUACCACCACAGCAAGCCCGACCUUCACCCUGAGGAAAUGAUCAAGCCUCUAUAUGCCGAACAAUUCCUGGCUGAUAGUAACCAGGACAUCAAAGAUUUGUACACAAAAAUUGGAAGUAAUAUCAAGGCAGUGAGGGACUGCUAUGAUUCGAAUAGUACAAAGGAGUAUGAUGAUGAGGCACUCGCCUGGAUGAUGCUUCUGGAUGGGUGUUCUUUACUACAAAUCAUCCGCGAGACAGAUACGAGUAACGUUCUUGCAUAUCACCAAAGAUGUCUUGUGAAGCUGGACUUGUUCUUGCUGGAGAACCAACUUCCCUUUGGAGUCCUCAAGUUGAUUUUUGAGGGGGCAAAAUUCAAUGAUGGUCCAUCAAUGGAAGAGAAGAUAAAAAAAUUCGUCACUGACACCGGAAGGCCCACAGGAAUACAGCUGGAAGAGGAGAACGAAGAGCCCUCUCAUCUCCUCGACCUUUUUCGAAGUGCUCUCCUAGGCAGGUUUAAAAUGAUUAGGAGUCGUCAGCCCGAACAAGAGCAGCAACCUGAGAAAAAGGGAAAGUCGUCGUCGCGUCAAGGAGAAGAUAGGGGGUCCUGUUGCCCAUGGAAGAAAGGCAUUUGGAAGUCUUUUCGAAACAUCAAGGAGCUUAAAGCUGCCGGGAUCCAUCUCCAACUGAAUCGAACGAGUUCCUUGAGAGACAUUUCUUUCAAUUCCCACUUCUUCUAUGGCUGCCUGAAACUUCCUCCAAUAAUCAUUGAUGGCUUCACGAAGCCCAAGUUCUUGAACCUUGUAGCCUACGAAAUGUGUCCAGAAGCCCCAAAUGACUAUGCGGUCACUUCUUAUAUAUCCUUCCUUUACGAGCUCAUUGAUCAUGCAGACGAUGUCAAGGAGCUGAGAUCUAAUCACAUUCUCUACAACUGUCUUGGCAGCGAUGAAGAGGUGGCCAAAAUUUUCAACGAGAUCACCAAUGACUUUGUAAAUCCCGAUGCUUAUGGAGAUGUGAAAGCUCGCAUUCAGGAACACUACGACAAGAGAGUGAAUACUUGGAUGGCUCAAGCCCUUCACGACCAUUUCAGUACUCCAUGGACUAUCAUGGCUUUCAUUGGUGCUGUUUUGGUACUAUUUCUUACUGCGGUUCAGACCUACUGCGCUCUUCCCGGUAAUUAA